GAAACUUGAACGCGGAUGUUUUGUACGUGGUGUUUACAGCGAUUUUCCGUUCUAUUGUUAAACCUAGGGCUACCUAGUUUCAUUCACAAAGUCUUUCAGUUAUGUUACGUGCAGUGUCUGUGGACUUCCCUGUCACAUGGAGGUCACUAAAAGAUGUAGUGUAUAAACUCCUUCGGUGCGACUUUGUGGACAGGGAUUUGUGGAAUUCUAGUUUCGGCUAUGUAUAUAGCUUAUGUACUUCAAGUCCGGUUUCGCAUGCAUCCACUUUGUAUAAAUCUACUACAACACUCAUUAGUGAGAGGGUAGAAGAAAUAGCAUCAGAUUUGGAAGUGAUGAGUGACUCCGAUUUACUUCCUAGAUAUGUCAAGUUUUGGGAGUCAUAUCAUCGUGGACUUACAUAUCUAGAUAUCCUUUAUAGAUACAUGAACACGCAGCACGUAAAGAAUUUAAGGCCAUCAGAAGCUGAUAUGUGCUAUGGAGCGGCUCUUCCUAUGGCAGAUCAACACACUAUGGAAAUUCUGGAGGUUGGCCUUGCUUUCUGGAGACUGUAUCUAAUCGACUGUAUAAAAAGUCGAUUGUCCUCUUGCUUAAUGCGCGAAGUUCUCAACGAUAGAUUGGGAAUUUGUGGACAACAGAAUUGCAUACAACCAUGUCUGGCUUCCUUUUUAAGAGUUGGAGAAGUAAGGGAUUUUGAAAGAGCUGGAAUGGAAAUAUACAAUCAAAUAUUUCAGAAUCCUCUAAUUGACGCUACGCGGUCAUUUUACUCGCAGUGGGCCUGUCAACGAGAGUCGGAAUUAGGGUGUGCUCAAUAUGUGACCGAGGCACUAGCUUUGCGGACAGAAGAACAUAAUCGGGCUAUGCAAUAUUAUAAAUGUUCACUACUUCCAAUGCAAAAUUUGUUCCAAGAAAUAAUUGUUGAACAGCGUUUAAAUUUUCUUAAUAUGAACGUUCGCUAUGUUAUUGCUGAAGAGGAUAAAUCAAAUUUAAGAAAUCUUUUUCGGUUGCUAUCUCCGAAUAAUCUUUGUAACGAACUAUUACAUUGUUUUGGUGAACAUGUCCGAACCAGUAUUUUAGAAGCUAUUUCCAACCUUCCAAAAGACUCUUCAUUAACACAGGUUCAUUUUAUUGAGAGUCUCUUAAAUCUCCGAAGUAGAUUUUUGGAGUAUAUUGAUGAUGUUUUCGAUGGGAAGACUGCUUUCCGUAAUCAAAUGGAUAAAGCCUUUAAUUUGGCCGUGAAUGGUCGUGUACCGUCUUCAAGUAUUCUAGCUACAACAUCUAAGCAGACUAAUUACAGACCAUCUGAACUGUUAUGUCGAUACAUGGAUUCCUUAUUACGUAAAUCCGUCAAAACUAUGACUAUUUCAGAAAUUGAAACUAAGCUGACAGCGUCAAUCGCUAUUUUCAAGUAUAUUGAUGAUAAAGAUCUUUUCCAAAAGUAUUAUCAACGUAUGCUGUGCAAAAGACUGGUGUUCAAUUAUUCUUCUAUACUUGAACUCGAAGAAUCUGUGAUUAAUCAGCUAAAAACUGUGUGUGGAUAUGAAUUUACUUCAAAGUUUCAGCGUAUGUUUAAUGAUGUUCAACUUAGUCCUGAGUUAAAUCGGAAGUUUACUGAAUACUUACAAUCAAAAGAUAUACGUUUUACAUUUGGUCAUCAUUUUCAUGUUUUGACGGUAAGUAAACUAAAUUUCAUGUUAAUAGUUUUAAUUUUAAAUAAUAUAUCAUACAAUAUCGUUUCUUUUUAAAAAAGAUAUAUUGAUAGAGUAACGCAACUGACUAAGGUUUAGAAGUAUACGGGUUUAUCUUGAGCCAACAAAGAGGGAAAUACAAAGUCUUGAGUUAAUAGUGGAGAUAUUCAAGGAACUGACAAAUUUUCCGUUAUUGUAAAAUCAAUAUGUACGAGUUUUGUUAAAAAUUCCAUUGGAAUCAUGAACCAAUCAUUGCUUUGUUAAAAAGAUAAAUCUUUAACCAUCCAAUAUCCAUGUUUAGAAUAAUCUAAACACUCUGACUAACUCAUAUGCAAACGACGCUUCGCAACAAAUCCAAAAGUUGCUAAAAACGUAUUUGAUCUCCGUAUAAAAUCGAUUGUUUUUACGUCCAAAACUAUUACAGGAUACAUUUUGUUUCCAAGUCAUUCUUGUUAUCAGUCGCGUUGAGUGUAAUGCAUUGUUCAGAGAGUACUAGACAGGGAGGAACACAUGAUGACGCAAUUAUCUGAACUAGUAUACUCAGAUACGUCCUCAUCCACUUAUGUUCUAGUCAAUAGCAAAUCUGAUAUUUAAAAUAUAACUAACCUACUUACUCCUGACAAUUAGUUCAAUUAUUCCGCACAAUAGCACAAGAAACUGGUUGCUUAAUAUUUCAUGUGUUCAAACGAUAAUCGGACCAGAUCAUACAAUCAACGUAUAUGAUCAUGUACAGCUAGUUAUUUAUCUACCUUUGUAAUUUUACUACUAAGUAAAAAAAAUUUAUUCAGUCACUCCAAUGCCUUCCAAGUUGUUUCAAUUAAGAAAUAUUUCAUCUCUCAAAAUCUUCCACAAAAACAUCCAACUCCAUGAUAUGUUUUUAAUGACUCCGAUAACCAAAGUUUUAUUGAAUAACAUGAUACAAAAUGGCAACACAAUUCUCAUUGUAACACAUUAUUGAAAACAGUACUCAGUGAACUUUUCCGUGAUGUUUUAUCUUGAUGAUUGGGGAAAGAGAAUUAUCGGUUAUGAUAAGGCGAAUCCGGGGUUAGGGAGAAGGUUUGAGUCUGUUCAGUAACUAGCGAUUGCAAUAACUUUAUUAUAUUCCAAUCAUAUUAGAGUUUUUGAAUAUGAAGUGUACACAAAUGUUUCAUUUAUAAAAUCUCAAUUAUUAAUAUUAGAUUUUUAAUUAAAAUUUUCACCAUCGUGGGAAGUCAGGGACUGGAUAAAAUAUUUUCGUAACUAAUAUACAUUCAACUGACUGAACACAACUUAUAGUCAGUUAGUUGUAAAUUGACUAAACUUCAUAUUAAAUCACUUGGGCUGUGACUAAUCUCCUACAGGACUGAGAUAUUCCAUUUAGCGUAAACUUGUUUUAACACAUCCUAAUGAUCAGAUUUAUUUUUUCAUAUGAAAUAAACCAAUAUUUUCACCGUAUGUAUGAAUAUACUUGAUAUAAUCCCAAAUUUACAUUUUUCCUAAUCAGUUUUGGUGUGAGCAGCUUGACUGUUGUCUAGAGACUUGUAAGUACAAGACAAAGAGUACAAGCAAAUAAAAUAUUCUUCAACUUCUGCUAUACUAGCAAUGCUCAUGGCCAAUUUCACUUAGUGGUGUUACUGAUUUUUUACUCCCACUCGAAUUGUAUACAUGUACUUACCAUUUUGAAGAAUUCUAUACAGCUGCUCAUCAAGGAAGAAAAAUGAGAUGGGCACAUAGUUAUUCAACAGUAGAAAUUCAAGUGCUUUUCACUGAUAAAGCUUAUCAAAUACAAGCGCCUGCUAUUAAUGCUGCUGUCCUACUAUUUUUUGAUCAUAUGGACUCAGAUCGUAUCAAAGUGAAAGAUCUACAUUUCGGAUUACAGCUAGCUGUAUCUGAAGGUCGAUCAACUAUAUGUAAUGAGAAUAGGUCUACAUCUAAACAAAGUGUUCCAGUCACUGACUCUUCAAUUACUAGUAAAAUGGAAACUUGUUCACAAGACGUGUUGGAUUCUUCAUGUGAACUGGAUCUUAUUCAACGACUUUUGACACCACUAAUCGAGUUGAACAUAAUAUAUGUUGAAGCAACUGAAGGGCAAAGUAAUAAUUCAUUGGGUAACAUCGUGACAAUGGAUAGCGUUAUAGCCCUAAAUCGUUCGUUUACAAGCAAACGUCUAAAGCUAAGGGUGAAUUUCGGCUCACAAGGAAAAGAAUCAAACCAGGUCAGUUACUUACGAAUGUGUAUGGUUUCACCUAAAUUUACAUAAUUAUUAACCUGACUAUAAUUAAAGUGGUGAAGUAAAAGAUAGGUGACCCAGGCGUUUUGCAUGUUGAUAGGAAAAUUGUCUUUGCAUUAAACUAAGUUCUGUUACAAAAUCCCUGAAAUAAUAUAUCUAUGAUGAUGAGUAAACCAAACGAAGACCAGCUUUUGAUCAUGUAACCGUAACAGGAAACAGAUUAGCGGUUUGACUUUUGAGAAUAUUAUAAUGUCUAAACGGAUAUUAACAAAUAAUUUAGGAAUUUAUAUAUCCAUUAAUAACCAGCGCCAUAUUUGUGAAAUCUCUUCGUAUCAAUCACAUAUGAUACUAAGACUAGUAUUUCCUUUACAAAAAGGUAUAGAACGAUCACUUUGUGUUAACAACACUUCCCAUACCGUUUACAUCACAAACUGAUCCUAGGAAACCACUAAAAAUUUGUUUCGUUCUAGUAUGGGACUCGUAGGCAACGCACACUCACAACUCCGCUGCAAGUCGAACCCAGGAUCUUCAGUUCUCGCAGCAAGAACUUAAGUUUUUGAUCAUUGAGCUGGCAUCCAACAGCUCACAUUGACUAACUUCAGUCAUUUAAGACACUGGUUGCGACAAUAGUGAUGCACUUAGUUUCCUUUCAUCCAUUCCCAUCAACCAGAUGUCCAACUCAUUUUACUUCUCCUAUGAAUUCCGUUUGCAGUUUCGAGACAAGUAACAAAUCAAUCUAGUGCAUUGUUUUGGUAACUUUUACGUAGUUUGUUAUAAGACACAUUAAAUUAAGCACAAGUUUGUAAUACUAGUUAAUUCAGAAAGUGUGAAGUUGACUGAGCCUCUUAAAACCAUCGUUCCUAAGCAGAUCUAAAUUUGUUUUAUUGCCUACUUUGCAGUCGGAAGCUGAUCAGGUUGAUCGUCAAGUGAACGAGGAUCGGCGCUACUUCAUACAAGCGGCUAUUGUGCGGAUUUUAAAAGCUCGAAGACAGAUAAAACAUGCACAGCUUAUUGAAACUAUUUUACAACAGGCAUCUAACCGCUUCCAACCACCGAUACCACUAAUUAAGCGUUGUAUUGAAGGUCUAAUAGAUACUGGCUAUCUUGAACGAAAUCCAGAUGAUCCUGAUCAAUACAGUUAUCUUGCAUAAUUCCAACUGUUUUAUUUUUAAUAAAUUAAAAAAUUAUUGGGUUGCUGUAAAUAUCAAUAACAUACUAUAAGGGAUUAAAUUGCUCCUGUUUU
This is a messenger RNA of Schistosoma rodhaini, 5137 nucleotides long. The record is from the annotation of a GenBank genome assembly. Lineage: Eukaryota; Metazoa; Platyhelminthes; Trematoda; Strigeidida; Schistosomatidae.